CAUCGACGACGGAACCGGCACAACGAGAGCUCGAGAGCGAUGAGAAGGCCUUAAGGAGACAGAGCGACGAGUAACAGGAACGUGUAUCACGACACUCAGAUUAGACACUGCAAGCCUUGGCAGUAACGACACGAACACGACAGCCGACGACACCAUCACGCCAAGACUCCACAGCUCAAGCCCCACCGCCGCUCCCCCAUGACCACCACCGCCAUCACCCUCGACGCGAUCGUCGCCGCAGCCCCGGCUGAAGUCCGUGAGAUCCUAGAAGAGGACGAGGACACGCGUGCAUACCUCUCCACCGCGCUGCAGGGCAAGACGGGAGACGAUGCCAAGCGCGCCGUCGCGCCGUUUCUCGGGCUGGGCGCGAGGGAGCUCGACGCGCUGUUCGCCAGGCUGACAGUGGGCGACUCGGCCUCGGCUGCCACCACGCCUGCCGACACACCGGCCGAUACGCCGAAGCGAGGCACCUCGCCCACCAAGAAGGGGCGCAAGGUGAAAGAGGCCAAGACUGUCCCCGCGGGUCCAGUGAUCCAGGCCUACUCCCAGCAGUCGCGGUUCCACAACGAGACCCUCUCAACGCUCAGCAAGGACGUCGACCUCAAAGGCGUCAAUGUGUCCAUUGGUGACCGCGAGCUCCUCGAAGACUCGCGCCUGUGGUUCAAGGCAGGGACGCACUACGGCCUCGUGGGGCGUAACGGCGCCGGCAAGUCGACCUUGCUCAAUGUGAUCGGCGACAAGUCCCUCGUCGGGUUCCCGGAGAACAUCCGCACGCUCUACGUCCAGCAACUGGACGUGCUCGACACGGCGCAAUCGGUACUCGACGCGGUCCUCGCGGCGGAUGGCGACCGGCUGAAGCGGCUGCACGACGUCGGGGCGAUCGAAGAGGCGACGGCGUCGGGCGAUGCCACCGCACUGCACGCAGCUAUCGAGGGCUAUAUCACCAGAAUAGCGCACGAGAACAUCUUCCUGGCGCAGAAGACGGCGACGCUGCGCUCCGGCACGCGUGGGAAGAAGGCGCGCGGAGUCGCGCUCAAGGCCGAGCAGAGUAUGGUCAAGGAGGUGCGGGACGAGCUCUACGGCGCUGGCGACGCCGCCCCCGACGCCGAGGUGGCCGCCAAGGUGCUCGAGAAGCUGUAUGCUGAGCUCGACGCGACAGACGCACACUCGGCCGAGGCACGCGCCCGCGCCAUCCUCGGCGGGCUCGACGUCACCGAGGCGAUGCAGGACGGGCCGGUAAGCGCGCUGUCGGGCGGUUGGCGCAUGCGCGUGGCCAUCGCCAAGGCCAUGUUUGUGCAGCCUGACGUGUUGCUGCUCGACGAGUGCACGAACCACCUCGACCUGGCGGCGAUUGCCUGGCUGCAGGAGUACCUCAAGAGCCUGGACGACAUCACCAUUGUGUGCGUGUCGCACGACCGCGACUUCUUGAACGCCAUCUCGGAGGAGAUCAUCCGGCUCAAGGAACGCAAGCUCACAUACCACCCCGGCAACUAUGACGAGUACGAGCAGACCGAGGACGAGCUGCGCAAGAAGCGCGAGCGGCAGCACGAGGCACUCGAGCGGCGCAAGGAGCACGUCAAGAAGUCGAUCGAGGGGUUCGUCAAGCAUGCGCAGCGGACACAGGACUCGAAGGUGCUCAGCCAGGUCGCGUCGCGAAACAAGAAGCUCGAGCGCAUGGCGGGCAUCGACAAGACGGAAGACGGCAAGCGGUUCAAGGUGUCGUACUGGGCUGGUUUCCACAGCACGCUGCGGCCCGAGAUCGAGCUGCUGCAGGUUGAGAAGGAGGUUGAUUUCAAGAUCCCCAACCCCGAGCCUCUGCGGGCGUCAGGCCCGCUCAUCAACCUCGCGGGCGUGUCCUUCUCGUACCCUGGCAAGAAGCGGCGCGUGCUCAAGAACAUCAGCUUGUCCAUCAUGCCCAGCGACCACAUUGCGCUGCUCGGCCUGAAUGGAUGCGGCAAGUCGACGCUGGUACAGAUCCUUGAGGGGGGUCUGACACCGACGCACGGGACUGUCGAGCGGCAGCCGCGCCUAAGGAUCGGGCACUACACGCAGCACUUUGUCGACGAGCUGAGCGGCGUAGCCGAGCCAGCACUCGCGCUGCUCAUGACCCGCGCCGUGGCGUUCCACGCCGAGUUUGGCCUCGACCCGCCAAAGGAGGGCGACCUGCGCCGCUGGCUCGGCAGCUUCCAGGUCUCGGGCGACCUGGCGACGCGGCCGGUCCACACGCUCAGCGGUGGGCAACGUGCGCGCCUCGCCAUGGCGCUCAUGCUGUACGACCAGCCGCACAUGCUGCUGCUUGACGAGAUCACCAACCAUCUCGACAUGUACACUGUUCAAGGGCUGGUGACUGCGCUCACAGAGUACGAGGGGACAGUGGUGCUGGUCACGCACGACCGGCACUUUGUGCGCGAGGUCGCGGACGACGUGUACGUCCUCGACGGGGGGCGUCUGACGCAUCUCGAGGGCGGCGUGGACGAGUACGUCGCGCAGUUUGAGUAGGAACGUGGAUCGGGGAUGUUGUAGAUUAUGCACUGGCCAUCUGCUCGACGGCACCGCGGCCGAGUGUGGUUGUAGGAGUUUCUCACCGCAAGACACUCCGACCGGACGUCGGUCAAUUUAUUACGUCGCUGUUGUUGUGUUCGUCGACAAUCCGGUCGUGCUCGCCAUACGGCCGCGAGUGCGUCGAGCAUCGAGUGCAUCCACACCAGCACAGGCAGGUGGGUGCAUGGCGAGCGACUGGGUGCUGCUGAUUCGUGGGGAUCAACAAAAUGCACUAACGAGCUCCCCGCGCUAGACUCCGCGAUAGCGACAGAGGUCUUGGCGGGCCUGGGCUGAUUACGACGUCGUGUCGUACCGCGUGUGCACGCGUCGGAGCCAUGCUGACACAGGUCUGUCGGGCUGAGCCAGCAUCGGGAGGCGGCCGCUGCAAUGGCGAGCAAGAGGAUGCAAGCAGCGAGCAAGGGGGGUGUAGCGGUGGCGAGAAGACGGGCGGGCGGCGAGGGAGACUUGAG
This is a messenger RNA of Vanrija pseudolonga, 3011 nucleotides long. It is a transcript of the gene ABCF3, whose product is annotated as ABC transporter F family member 3. The transcript has 2 exons. Gene Ontology annotation, molecular function: ATP binding; ATP hydrolysis activity. The record is from RefSeq and is a predicted model, not a curated record. NCBI's taxonomy places the organism in Eukaryota, Fungi, Basidiomycota, Tremellomycetes, Trichosporonales, Trichosporonaceae. The coding region runs from base 199 to 2499 and encodes 766 amino acids.